AUGACAACCACAGCCCAAACUUACCCUCCUCAAUCCGCAGCCUCCCGAGCCCUUGCACCCCUCAACGCCCUCUCGGGCGCCCUCGACACGCUUCAGCAAACUCUCCAAACCUCCACUACCUUCUCCGCGCUACCCAGUACGGCCAACACCCUUCUCGCCGCAGACGACUCGCUCUCUUCUGCCCUCGCCCUCCUCCACCAGCACCAAUCCAACUAUGCCCGCAUCCUCUCCCUUCGCUCGGAAGCCUUAGCCCUCGAAUCCCAGAUCAAGGAUAUCGUCCGCAAGGCCCGCUCCCUGCGCAGAGAAAUCACAGAUAUCCACCCCACCAUUGACACCGACGAUGCUGAAGCCGACAACGCAGAGCAACCAGAAGUCGACUACCAGCAGCUUCUCAACUUUGCCGCACGCAUCGGCAGGCAUAAUGCCGUUGCAAAGUUGGAGGCGGAGAAGGAGGGCGAGACCCUCAAACUCGAGGCCGUAAAGGCACGAAAGAAAUCCGAACAACUACAGCAGGCGCAAGGCACCACACAGGAGGCUGCUGCCGACGACAACAGCACGGACGCAACGGACAAGAUUCUCCGCGAAGCCGCCGAGCUGUCCGCCCGCAGCGACGCCUUCCACGUCUACUCGCGUCUGCCGUUUCCGGCUCCAGACAUGCUGCGACUCGGCGCACUGGGUCAACUACAGAAGGUGCGGGAGGACGAAGCAGGCGAUCCUGAGGGUGCGGUGGAGCGCGAGGCGGAGCGCUUGGUGCGGGAAACGGAGAGCGUCGCACCUGACGAGGGCAUGGCAAGAAGAGCCAGGGACAGAGAGGAGAAAGACAGAGAGGCGGAGACGCGGCGGCAGGAGAGAGCGGCAGCCGCGGCCGGGCCCUCCCAACCUCAGCAAGGUAGUAGAGCUGAGUCUGCUGAGUCCAAACCAGCAAGAGAGAAGAAGAAGCUGGAUCUCGACUUCCCUGGUGGGGAUGACAGUGAUGAAGAUUAG
Cyphellophora europaea CBS 101466 is the source of this 984-nucleotide messenger RNA. RefSeq lists its product as uncharacterized. NCBI's taxonomy places the organism in Eukaryota, Fungi, Ascomycota, Eurotiomycetes, Chaetothyriales, Cyphellophoraceae. Gene Ontology annotation, biological process: regulation of transcription by RNA polymerase II. The record is from RefSeq and is a predicted model, not a curated record. Gene Ontology annotation, molecular function: transcription coregulator activity. The transcript has a single exon. Bases 1 to 984 code for a protein of 327 amino acids. Gene Ontology annotation, cellular component: core mediator complex; mediator complex.